AUGCGAGUGCUGGUGGGGAUGGGAACCCCAGUGCUCCCGUGGAUGCUGGUGCUGCUGGUGAUGUCCCACUUGGCCCAUGCAGCCAUCCUGGAGGUGAACGGGAACCUGAGCUGUAGGUGCGUGAAGACGGCGUCAGAAUACAUCAGCCCCAAGAAGUACGAGAGCAUCGAGAUCAGGCCCGUGGGGAGCACCUGCAGGCGCACCGAGAUCAUAAUUAAAUUAAAAACCCUGGGGAAGGUGUGCGUGAACCCCGACGCCCCCUGGGUGAAGAAGCUGCUGAAGCGCAUCGCUAGCACGAAGAAAAAAUAA
This is a messenger RNA of Mesitornis unicolor (brown roatelo), 309 nucleotides long. RefSeq names its product interleukin-8-like. The record is from RefSeq and is a predicted model, not a curated record. Gene Ontology annotation, molecular function: chemokine activity; CXCR chemokine receptor binding. Gene Ontology annotation, biological process: antimicrobial humoral immune response mediated by antimicrobial peptide; inflammatory response; chemokine-mediated signaling pathway. Lineage: Eukaryota; Metazoa; Chordata; Aves; Mesitornithiformes; Mesitornithidae. Gene Ontology annotation, cellular component: extracellular region. Bases 1 to 309 code for a protein of 102 amino acids. The transcript is spliced from 4 exons.